This is a messenger RNA of Pararge aegeria (speckled wood butterfly), 2115 nucleotides long. RefSeq names its product protein FAM161A. Gene Ontology annotation, biological process: cilium organization. The transcript has 6 exons. The coding region runs from base 1 to 2115 and encodes 704 amino acids. The record is from RefSeq and is a predicted model, not a curated record. NCBI's taxonomy places the organism in Eukaryota, Metazoa, Arthropoda, Insecta, Lepidoptera, Nymphalidae. Gene Ontology annotation, cellular component: cilium.
AUGCAUCGGUGUAGUGUUUUUAAGAACACAUGUGUUAAUGUACCAGUCGACCCAAUUAGUAAAAUGCCUAAGACUGCUUACGAACGGAAGGAAAAGACUUUAAUAGACCAGUGCUCCGUAGAGUCCUCUUAUGGCUCUGUUUCAGCUGAUAUCGAAGCCGAGAAAUUAAAGGACUUCUAUAGAAGUAUCCCAGAUUAUAACGAUAUAAACCAUUUGUCAGAAGCAGAGUUUUAUUCCACAUUAAAAAGUUUGAGGGAUAAAAAGAAAUUAAUGCUCGGGCUAGCUGUCGAACAUAUAGAUGAUUGCAAAUAUGACGAUAGAUUCGACAAGGAAGAUAUCAUUACAACCAUUAAAAAAAAUCCUAGAACUUAUCGUAGAAGAAAAUCACUUAUGAUUACCGAGAAACCCGAAAUUCCUCAAGUCAAUGUCACGAAAGCAUCCACAAACAGAUCUUUAAGACAAAAAGACGAUAGUGGAUUAGAAAAUAUGACGUCAGACAUACAAAUUGAUCCAACGAAAACUAGUAGUUUGUCUGUGAAAGGUUCCAAAAUGGAUAGGCCCAAGAGAAAUCACUCAGCGUGUUCGAUAUCUUGGCACGAUGAUAAAAUUGAAGCUAAAAAUGAAGUCGAUGACAAAUUUGAUAAGUUUUUUGAAGAAAAUAAAUACCCGAAUGAUAUAAAUGAUGAUGGAUUAUAUAAAACGCAAAGUAUGCCGUCGAGUCCAUUGCGAACGAGACGAACUGGGUCGUUGAGGCGUCGUAAAAGUAUAACGAUACCGAAGCCUUUUAAAAUGACAGAAAGAGACGAGGAAGACCGCAUAGUUAACGAGCUUCGAGGUCUGCAAAAGUCGAUGUCUGAGGAUAUGCUUAAUCAGAAGCGUGAGAGAAAGCAGUUUAGGGCCAAGCCAGUGCCCAUCGAGUCUCGUAUACCUUUAUAUGACAAAAUACUCGAAGAUCAAGCCAUGAGGCGAGCAAUAACAAAGAUUAACAGCGAAGCCGAGUUGAGAGCUCAGAUGAAGCCGUUCAGCUUCACGAAGCGAGAGGAAGACUCCAUUAGCGGUGUGUGCCAGCGAGCUGUUAAUGUUUUACCUAAAUCAAAGAAGAAGAAACGCUUCCGGGCUCGACCCGUGCCGAAAAACCUGUUCUCCAACUACUUCUACGAUAAAAUUAAGGAGGACAACUUUUUCCGGUCAAUGAAUCGUCGUGUGAGAGCUGAGGAAAUGUUACGUAACUCUAGCUUCCCAGGCAGCAUGGUUGUGCGCGAUCGAAGCCGACUGUCAACUCCUGCGGCUCAUAGUGACCUACCCAUCGAUCCCUCUCCAGCAAUCCCUUCAACCACCUCGUCGGACAGACAUCGCUGCUCCAGCCCCACGAAGGACAUGAGAAGAUCGAAGGUCAAAGAAGAUUUUAUUACUACAAGCCCUCAGCCGUUUAGAUUUAAUACUGCUGAAAGAGCGUCUAAGAAGAUGAACGAGAUAACAAAGAAAAUCUACCAAGGCAGCAGUAAUGGCACUAUCAAUAAAGCUGAGGACGUUUUCAAUAAAACGCAAGCGUAUUCCGCUCUAGAUUUGAAGGGAAUUGCUGCUGGCAGGUCCAACUUAGCGGCACUCUUCAGAGCUGAGGCUGUCAGGCAGAAGUUUGAAAUGGAGUCUGCUAGACGGACAGCAGAGCAGCGUAGGAGAGCUGAGAACAGGCAACGGGAUCGUUUACUCAGGUCUAAACCUGCUUGGCAUCUUGUUAAGAACAAUCACGAAGAGGAUUUAGCGAUGCGCUUGCAAACAAGACGUGAUGAAGAAAGAAUGAGAAGAGAAGAGUUUCUCCACGAGAUGGAGUUAAUGUACGGAAGGGUCCAGCAGCAGCCGAUGCUUUUUGAAAGAUACUACGCACCGCGUUCUGGGGCUACCACCAUAGACUCCAUUCAACUUUCACCGAGAAAAAGUCCUUGUAAAAAAAAGGGCAGUAGAAAGAGUAAAUCAUAUCAGUUAGACAGCCCUUGUCUCUCACCAGAGUUAAGGGGCGACCUGAUGAAGUAUUUAGACAAAAAGUCCAGUAUGACAGAAUUUUACGACGAUCGCGUGGUCAAAGAUAAUUUGUUGGAUAGCUUGGAAAGGAGCUAG